AUGCUUCAACUUGUUCGAAAUCUCAGGAAGGACUCAUUAAGACGAUAUCAUGUUGUUCGGUUCUACAUUCAAGAGAAAGAAGACCCUCAUGACCAUGCGGUCUUCGUCGGUAAUCUGCCACUUUCGUUAGCACAACGACAAUACGAAAGGAUAUUGCUACGAUUACUUGGUGCGAAGGAGAAGCCGUUCACGGCCAUUGGACCGAUAUAUUUUGAGUAUGGCUCAUUGGUGAUCACGUUCAAUACUGCAAAAGCAGCCACCGCAGCCGUGCAACGUCUUCAGAAUGCCGUUUACGAAGAGAAGAAGCUCAUUGUUUUAUGUCUUCCAAACGUUCAACCACAUAUGUUAUAUCCGGAAUGUGAGCCGUUAUUGGUGCUUGUGAAUGUGAAAAGUGGUGGAUGUCAAGGCGGUGAAUUAAUUAAGGCUUUUCGGCGACUAUUGAAUCCAUUUCAAGUGUUUGAUGUUGUUAAGGGUGGCCCACUUGUUGGUUUGUAUGUAUUUCGAAACAUUCCCAAAUAUAAGAUUUUGGCAUGUGGAGGCGAUGGCACCAUUGGAUGGGUUCUGCAAUGUCUUGACAUCGCUAAACAA
Molecule: messenger RNA, 588 nt
Organism: Anisakis simplex (herring worm)
Lineage: Eukaryota; Metazoa; Nematoda; Chromadorea; Rhabditida; Anisakidae
Source: the annotation of a GenBank genome assembly